CUCUCUCUCUCUCUCCCCCUUCCUCCACCUCCCCCCUCUUCUACAUCUAUCCGUCGCCUUAUCAACUGUCCAUUUCUGCUUCACUGUUUCUUCGAGGCCAUCCCUCCUCGCAUCGCCUCAGGCUAGACAUCGUCGCCACCAGCAGGCACCCCUCGCCCCCCUUUCGCCACUCUUCGCCAUGCUGCGCCCAGACGGCCGGCAGCCACCCGGAAACCGCCGGUUGCAAAUCGACUACAUUAUCAACUUCCUGGGGACACACUUCCCAGAUCUCCAAGUUACAGUGGAUCUCAUUCGCAAGCCAACAACUCACCAAGUUCGGCGAGUGUAUGAAGAGUUCACCACCGCUCUUCGCUAUGUUGAUCGGUCAAAAAUCGGCACACAGGCCAGCGAGUCUGCCCGCGAGCUGGCUUUCAAUCGCAUGGUCAUCGAGGUCAUGGUUAUCUCCGGCGUAGAUGACUUCUCCAUGCGGGACCUAUUCGGGCCCGCCCCCAAGCCCGAGCGCGUCCAUUCCAACCUUUCUCGUCUGGUGACAUUCUACUCGUAUCAUCUUCUGUGCGAGGAGCGACUCAGCCCCGUUGCCAGCACCAUUUCCCAGAGGCGUGCGGAGAAGGAGGCAGCCGAAGAGCAGCUCCGACUGAAGAAGGAGGAGCUGCUCUCAACCGAAGCGGCCAUCGAGCGCGAAAGGGCCGAGGCUGAUGCUCUGCGUCGGGAAAUCGACCGCGAGAACGCCGACAUGCCCCAGGCUGUCGAGCGGUUGAAUGCUCGGUCGGCUGAGGUGGCCAAGCUGCGUGCCGAGCGGGACCAACGGGUGGCCGAGUUGGAUCGCGCCCAAGCCCUUGUUGAGUGCAUCCGCUUGCGGGGAGAGCUUGCUCAAGAGCAGCGACUUCUGGCAGUGGCUACUCGGCGAAAUGGCCAGCUGCGUGAGGACCUCGAUGCUCUUGCUCAGCGCGAGGCUGUCGCCGCACGUGCAGUGGCCGCACAUGAGCGCCUCAUCGCCGCCAAAGGCCGAACCGCCCAGCUCGAGGGGCAGAUCCAGGAGCUGGAUAUGGAUCUCCGCCAGCUUGGUGAUGAUCGUGCGGCACUCAAUGAGGCCAUCAGUCAACUUGAGGCGCGCCAGGAAACUCUCGAGGCAGAUCUCCAGCAGGAAACCGAGCGCCGGACGCGCGAGCGUGCCAGCCUUACCGCUCUGGAGGAGGACCUGGAGGUCAAGCGCCGGCGUGUUGUGUCUGAUAACGCAAGGCGUCAGAGCAUCAUGGAGCAACUCCGCCGUGAGAUGAAUUCAGUCAACUGGAGCCUUCGUGAUGAACGUGCGCGACACGAAGGUGAGAUCGCCGAUUUCCAGGCUGACCUCCGACGGAUGGCCCGGCAAGUGAGGGCAUACGGCGCACAGCUCCAAAGCGCUCUCCAAAGCGCCCAUCCUUCAGCCGGUAUGCAGCGUUUCCUCGAUGGCGGGAACUACCAUGAUGGCGGGCAUGACAGUGGUCCUGAUGGGUAGGCGCCUCACUUGUGGGGUAGUGAAUGUACAACAUCAGCAGAGAAAAGUGCGGGGCGG
Messenger RNA from Fonticula alba, 1552 nucleotides. RefSeq lists its product as hypothetical. Gene Ontology annotation, cellular component: Ndc80 complex; kinetochore. NCBI's taxonomy places the organism in Eukaryota, Rotosphaerida, Fonticulaceae. Bases 179 to 1495 code for a protein of 438 amino acids. The record is from RefSeq and is a predicted model, not a curated record. The transcript has 6 exons.